Messenger RNA from Melitaea cinxia (Glanville fritillary), 1140 nucleotides. RefSeq names its product beta-lactamase-like protein 2 homolog. The record is from RefSeq and is a predicted model, not a curated record. Gene Ontology annotation, molecular function: single-stranded RNA binding; RNA endonuclease activity. The transcript is spliced from 6 exons. Gene Ontology annotation, cellular component: mitochondrial matrix. NCBI's taxonomy places the organism in Eukaryota, Metazoa, Arthropoda, Insecta, Lepidoptera, Nymphalidae. The coding region runs from base 126 to 1007 and encodes 293 amino acids.
GCCUUAUUUAAAUAGGUUAAGAGCUAGGAUGAAAUAAAUAGGAUAUUUUUUAUCUUUGGUAUCUCAACAGCUGUUUGACAGCUGUGGCUGUAAAUUUUAAUCCAAAUAAAUACAAUACCGUAAGAAUGGCAGCUGUGAUACCAGCGGUGACAAAAUUAUCAAGCCGAAUAAUAAGAAUUCUUGGCUGUAACCCUGGUCCUAUGACUCUGCAAGGUACCAAUACUUAUUUAAUUGGAACCGGAAAAAAUCGCAUUUUGCUAGAUACUGGUGACAAAGAUGUGUCAGAGUAUCAGAAGAACCUUUCAGAAGUGGUAAAAGCAGAACAAAUUAACAUAGAACAUAUUGUAGUUACACAUUGGCAUCAUGACCAUAUUGGUGGGGUAGAGAACUUGUACGGAACUAUUGCAAAACAACCUACAAUUUGGAAACAUAGAAGAGACCCCAGUGAUGCCCCAGAUAAUGAACUACCAAGUAAUUUGCCUUUAAAUUGGUUGACUGAUGGCCAAGAGAUCAAAGUCCAAGGCGCUACAGUAAAAAUCCACCAUACACCAGGACACACUACCGAUCAUGUGGUCAUUACUUUAAUAGAAGAAAAUAUUUUAUUUAGCGGUGAUUGUAUAUUGGGCGAGGGGACAGCAGUGUUUGAAGAUUUAUAUACUUAUAUGAAAAGUUUAAAUACAAUAUUGGAAUUUAAACCGAAAGUUAUAUAUCCGGGACAUGGCAACAUUAUUGACAAUCCGAUAGAGAAAAUAGAAUACUAUAUAGCUCAUCGAAACCAAAGGGAAGAACAGAUACUUGAUGUAUUAAAGAAAAAUAAGGAAAAGAAGUUUAAUGAAAUGGAUUUAGUUAAAAUAAUAUACAUAGAAACACCAGAUCACUUAUGGCCGGCAGCGGCAUAUAACGUGAGCCAUCACUUGAAAAAGUUGACGAAGGAGAAUAAAAUCACAUGCUUUAAUGUGGAUGGUGAAAAUAAGUGGCAGUAUGUCGGUUCUCAGAGUAACCUAUAAUAUAAUACAUGAAAACUGCAGCUUUUUGUAACUUUGACAGUGGUUAAUUAUGGAUUUAGAAACUAAAGGGAAAAAAGGUUAUCUAUGUUAAUAUUAAAGAAUAAAAAAAAAACUCCAGGAUUCUUGACCGUGA